UCGUGCUCGUGCUCGUGCUCGUGCUGUCGGGUCUUCCCGUUACGCUCCGGCUGGUUCGCCGUGGCUUACACAACACGAGACGAGGAAGUCAUCUGGCUAACACCAAAUAACAUAGACCUUCGGAUAGGCGACGUGGACACUUACGGAGAAACGGUCUGAAUCCAAUGGAACCCACCACUGAGACAUCAUGUGUCUUGUGGCUGAGCUCACAGUGCCCUCUUGGUCAAAGCUGUGCACUGUGACCACAUAUCUGCCAUUGCUGUGUCUUCUGUCUCUGUGAGGUCACCCUGCUGCCUGCUGGACUCCGCCCCAUCACAGGCAUGGCGCCCGUGCCCCCAGGCGUCCGCUUCCUGGCUUCCUUUAACCGGGACCAGUGGUAUCGAGCCUUCACCUUUGCCCUCACCUUCCUGCUCUACACCAGCUUCCACCUGUCCCGGAAACCCAUCAGCAUCGUCAAGAGCGAACUACACAAGAACUGUUCACUGCUCAGGGAGCUGCCCACUGACAGCAGCCCUCAACAGCUCAGCCUUCCUGUGGAAACAGACUGCAGCUGGAAGCCAUUUGAUAAAGGCAAUUAUAAGCAGUUGUUGGGAACAAUGGACUAUUCCUUUCUGUGUGCUUAUGCAGUAGGAAUGUACCUGAGUGGGAUCAUUGGCGAGCGUCUCCCCAUCCGCCUGUACCUGACGGUGGGUAUGCUGACCAGCGGACUCUUCACCUGCCUCUUCGGCCUGGGCUAUGUCUACAACAUUCACAGCCUGGGCUUCUACAUCUUUGCCCAGAUUGCCAACGGUCUAGUGCAGACAACUGGCUGGCCCAGUGUGGUAACGUGCAUUGGGAACUGGUUUGGGAAGGGCAGGAGGGGUCUGAUCAUGGGACUGUGGAACUCCCAUACUUCUGUGGGGAACAUUCUGGGCUCUCUGAUCGCGGGAUACUACGUGUCCUCUAACUGGGGCCUGUCCUUCAUCGUCCCCGGCAUCAUCAUCGCCGUCAUGGGAAUCAUUUGCUUCCUCUUCCUCAUCGAGCACCCCAAUGAUCUGAAGAGUGUUGGAGCUCAGAACACCGAAAACAGUAACCAAUUGUGUUCAUGGCAGAAGAGCUGGAGCAGCGUUAAUGGCCAUAAACACCUGUACUUGCAGUACAAGCAAGAAGCCAAAGUUCAAAGCUCAGAUACAGAGUUGCUCCUGGGACAGGACAGCACAGGCGUGUGUGUUCCUGUGCAGCAGAUUGUGGUGGUGAAGAGUGGGGCGGAGCCAUCGGCCAUUAGCUUCAUGGGCGCCUUGCAUAUACCAGGCGUGGUGGAAUUCUCCCUCUGUCUGCUGUUUGCCAAGCUUGUCAGCUACACUUUCCUGUUCUGGCUGCCCCUUUAUAUCACUAAAGCAGCUCAUCUUGACGCAAAGAAAGCAGGAGAUCUCUCCACCCUGUUUGACGUGGGAGGAAUUAUCGGUGGUAUUCUGGCGGGUGUUGUCUCAGAUAAGCUCGGAAAGAGAGCCACUACAUGUGCCAUAAUGCUGCUAUUGGCUGCACCAACAUUGUAUGGCUUUUCCAUGAUGAGCCAGUUUGGCCCAGGGCCUACUAUUGGUAUGCUGCUGGUAUGUGGUGGAUUAGUUAAUGGACCUUAUGCCCUCAUCACAACAGCUGUGUCUGCUGAUCUGGGAACCCACAAGAGUCUAAAAGGUAAUGCGAGGGCUCUGUCCACAGUCACAGCCAUUAUCGAUGGGACAGGCUCUGUUGGCGCUGCGUUGGGCCCCCUGCUGGCCGGACUGCUGUCUGCACACGGCUGGGAUCAGGUGUUCUACAUGCUCAUGACGGCAGACUUUUUGGCACUGCUGCUGCUGCUCAGAUUGGUGAUGAAGGAACUGAGGUCUAACAAGAGCCCUCCGGGAGCUGCUGUGGAACUAAAGGAGCACUGAGCACUUUGCACUGAGUGGGAGAGUGAGUCGAAGGAGAGGUGGAGAGGAGGCCGUGGACAGCCUCUGGCCUUUCUGCUAGAUGGCCAUUUGGCCCAUUUCCCAAUCUGGACCAGAACUGCACCUUGGCUUUGUUUUUGUCCUAAAUGGAUAAGACCAAAAUGUCACUUGCUUUGUCUGUUUACUUCUCUGUUCCCCAUUCCUGUGGCCUGUGUAGCAGACUAUUACAAGUUCAUGUAACUUUGUAGGGACCAGAAGCCCAGCUUUCCCUACCGGUUGACCAUUAACUUGCAAUAGUUAAAUGAAGGAGGAAAACAUAACUAAUUAUUAGUUAUGUUAUGAGGGCUAAUGUACUUGUAACAAGUCCAAAAUCACAUUUUUGAGAAUAAGUUAAAUGGUACAUCAUUUAAUGUGCGUGAAUAUUAAUAUAUGAAGUAGCUUGCAGAAUUCUGAGCCUAUGAAAAUAGUCACCAUUUUAAAGUACUGCUGUAAAUUUCUUGAAGUAAAUAUAAUAGCCUGUUUACUCCCUACUCACAAAUGGAUAUUCAUUAUAUUCAUUAUCCUUUGCGAUGGGAAUUGAAAGAUUAACUGAAGAGGUUGUGUGGGUUGUGAAGAUGCACGCAAGCACGCACGCAGUGGCAGUUCAAGCUCUGUUGGUCUAAGCUGUAAAUUUAAAGGCCCAGAGGAACAGCUAGCUACUGGCUGACUGCUAGGUCCGAAGGCAUGUCUUAGAAACGGCAUUAUUACUGUAUGUAAGCAGGUAAAAUCGUUGCACUUUUGCAUUUAGUGUUGUUGAAGAGAUUCUAUAUAUCUGCUGGUCAUUACAAACUGAUCUGGGUGUCUAAGACAAGGGAUAACGGAAACAUGGAUUCACCAAGAGUUGGAGCCAUUACAAUAGUGCUUUCACUUUUUACCAGUACAGAAAGGUUAGCGAGGCUAACUCUAAAUGAAACCAAUAGGGACCACUUUGUGGAAGCUCAGCUGGACAACGCUAACCAGCCCAUCAAGCUUAUUGGUGUUUAGCCAACAUUGUAUUUAGUUGUGUUCCUGCGCAAUAGUAGUUGGUAAAGAGGGAAUCUUAAAUACCUCUUCAGUUAUUACAUGCAUACACACUGCUGUCUCAUUCCUUCAGAUCUAGUUAUAUUUUCCCUCUUCCCUGUUCCCAGUAAUUGUGUGAUGUAGAAGAAUGUCCUCUCUACUUGAACCAUUUAAAGCCCCUUUGAGCAUUUGGAUAUUGGAAGGAUAAACUUAUUUUAUGUAUAUAUGGGUACAUUCUUAAUAUAUUGUUCAUUCCCCUCUUGCUUUCUACAAACCAAAGCAAACCUUGCAAGUUAUUUAUAUACGAAUAUUAUAUUUUCGUUAUUUAAAUACUGUGUCUAAAAUACUGUGGUGGAUAUUAAGUGUACUGUUUUCUCCCUUUUUUACAUUUUAGGAGUAUAUUGAUAGGGUCAUGAUUGCCAUGGUACUUGGCAUUCAUCUCAUAUGUGCAUUCAGACAGAUAAACCUCUGGCCCUUUUGGAUGGGCAUAUAUUAUGCGUGUAUACUGUACUGUGGUCUCGUAGAGCACUCGUGCCAUGAAGACGUUUCUUCUUUGGUUUUGGUUUUUGCUCUAUUUAUUUGUUUUUGGCUUUUGGUUUUGCCCCCCACCAUCAACUCACGAGCACGAGUCCACAUUCCAGCCGGUUUGUGGGUAAAGCUCAUCCUGUGUUGGCAAGCACAAAUCAAAAUGGAGAAGCUUGCUUCUCAAUGCACCAUUAACCCAGAAUCUGCCUUGACUGUUAUGAUUGGUAAAACUGGACAUUUUGCCUUUGACUUACCACUUCUCUGUUUCUGAUUCAAAGGCGGUGGGCUUCUUGCUUUUAUCUAGCAGUAAUUAUGGCACAAGCUCAUUUUACUGUAGGGCACAUCACACUAUGGAUGGGUGAAUGUAUCUUGUAUGAAAAAUGUGUGUAAUGGUUUACUGGUGUCACAAGGAAAUCGUGCCUUCUUUUCCUGUUAGAAUGCUCUUUGUUUCUUUUUGUCUGUUUGUUCUUGACAGACUUGUCUGUAAAUCCAAGGCAACAUCUGAGUAGGACGUCACUGUGUAAUGUUGCUUUUUACAUGAAUAUAAUUAAGUUUAAUUAUGAAUAAAGGGAAAAAAUCUGUUUCGA
Electrophorus electricus (electric eel) is the source of this 4057-nucleotide messenger RNA. RefSeq names its product solute carrier family 37 member 1 (gene slc37a1). NCBI's taxonomy places the organism in Eukaryota, Metazoa, Chordata, Actinopteri, Gymnotiformes, Gymnotidae. The record is from RefSeq and is a predicted model, not a curated record. Gene Ontology annotation, cellular component: endoplasmic reticulum membrane. Gene Ontology annotation, molecular function: glucose 6-phosphate:phosphate antiporter activity. Gene Ontology annotation, biological process: phosphate ion transmembrane transport; glucose-6-phosphate transport.